Hypoxylon fragiforme is the source of this 2064-nucleotide messenger RNA. RefSeq lists its product as uncharacterized. The transcript has 2 exons. The coding region runs from base 1 to 2064 and encodes 687 amino acids. NCBI's taxonomy places the organism in Eukaryota, Fungi, Ascomycota, Sordariomycetes, Xylariales, Hypoxylaceae. The record is from RefSeq and is a predicted model, not a curated record. Gene Ontology annotation, molecular function: phosphatidylinositol binding.
AUGUCCUCUGCAGCACCGCUGUCUCCCCAGCACUUAGAAGCGUUACUAGACAUACUUGUCCACUAUGAGACCUAUUCGGAAGUCGAGGGAUUCAAAGACCCUGGGGCCAUUGACCAUUACGGAUAUCCCUUUGACAAGGUUGCCUCCAAAAAGAAGAAUAAUGGGGCUAAAAGGUCAUCGUCACCCUUACUCCAGCUCCUCCUCACAAGGCUUGUGUUACCGAUACCCGCUAUCAGAGAUCUACCACGUGAAUUCUGGUCCACUAAAUUCCGCCUUAUGAUGAGGCGGCUUGGAGAAGCAGAAUUUUCAGAAAGCUACGAUAAAGGGACGCUAGGAAGUAGAAAGCGGCUAGCCUCAGUCGCGUCAGUUGUCCAUGAAUGCGUAACUAGGGGUCUCUUAAGCGGCGUGCCUAAUGACGGGCUGCCGGAUCUCCAAGGAAGCUAUGAUUUGCGUGUUGCAAAGGAUCUUGUCAGGGCCUGGGAUGAUGUGACCCGACAUCUGGUCCAUGGGAACUUGAUUGAUCAGCUUUUUGACCAAUUCACCAAGACAGCAAAUAUUGAAGACCAUUCAGUAGCAGUCGAGGCUUCUGUGGAACUGGCAAUCCUCUAUGUAGCCACGUUCCUCCACCAUCUCUUUGUCAUAUCAGCUGAAGGUCCUUACUUACUGAAGCUCCUUGACAAUGUCCACAGCCUAAUUCCCUAUACCGUGGUAGGACAGACACUACGUGUUGGAAACGCAGGAACCAUGAUUAACGCGAUGAUCAGGCUGUUCCUAGCAAAGGUGAGUGUUGGGGCAUUGUCGAAUUGGCUCGGGUUGACACAGAACGCUGCUGACGGCAUGAACUUGAUGCAGAGAAUCAUAUCUUUGGUUCUAGAGUGGGAUACCAGUGACUUCCGUAAGGCCACCGAAGCUAUUAAGCGAAGUAAAAAUGGACCUACUGAUUCACAAUUGGCCGCGAUCGACGAGCAUCUACAAGCUCCUAGAGAAAAGCACGAAUCGAUCCGCGAGUCUAGUAAGCAGGUCGAAAAGUCAAUCGUCAUUGCCAUCCUGGAGGACAAAAACCCAGACUUAAUCCGAUCUCUUUCGGAGUCACAGCAUACUCAGUGUUUAGAGUACUACUCUGCCCAGCUCGCAAUACGCGAUAGACAGAAGAUCAUAGACGCUCUGUGCCGCCAGAACCCAGACCUAACAACUUCACUCGUGCGAGAUGCAGUUGCCGUUUUCGAGCCCAUGAUUCGCGCCAUUCAUAAAAAUGUAGAUCUGCGGAAACACAUUGGCUCGAUCGAAAGAUUCUUAACGGACUUGAUAGAGACAAGUAAGCCGAAGAAACAGGAUGACGGACAGGGCCAGGGCCUGGCCAAGAAACGCACCGUUCCUCCAUCUGUGGAAGACUACGUUGCUCUGUUGAAACGCAACCGCCUCUUAGCCUACGAUUACCUAUAUGACUUUGCCAAGGGGUGUCCGGAUCUACGGGUAACCUGGCUUGGCUGGGUCAAGAGCAGUCUCAGAUUCUUUGGACAGACCCCAGACAGCAACAGCAAAACUGUACCUACGGAAAUGGGGGCAAGUAGUUCGGCUGGUGCUGGGGCAAUGGACAAGCAUCUACAAGAUCUCUUUGAUACGCUCCCAGAAGAGCGGCGUACUGCUGCCCAGUCCGUCAUUGAUGAGCACGCCAAGUAUCUUGCUACUUUGGAGGAGAUAUCGAACGAGCGAAUGCAAAAGAUUCUCGAUAAAAUGCACAACCAAGAGAAAAAGAGCAGCGGGAACAUGAGCGGGCCCGGUGUUUACAUAACACGUUGGCACUGCCUAUUGGACGCGACAGCCGUCACGCCCAGGACACCAAGAGGCCCGCCUAGGAAAGGGAAGGACGUCAAGGGUUUGAAAGCUUUGGGUAAGACGGAGGCCGUAGCCAGUUCAGAAACUUGGAAUCCAGAGGAGAUUGCUGGGCGGGAGCCAAUUACGCAGCCUGAACCGCCCGACGUCUCGGUGGUGGUAGAGGCUCUGGGUUCUCAAUUCCAAGCAUUGGUUGCAAACAUCUCUGGCCAAGGACUUACGACGAAGUAA